This is a messenger RNA of Pseudomassariella vexata, 711 nucleotides long. RefSeq names its product pectate lyase. Gene Ontology annotation, molecular function: pectate lyase activity. Bases 1 to 711 code for a protein of 236 amino acids. Gene Ontology annotation, cellular component: extracellular region. NCBI's taxonomy places the organism in Eukaryota, Fungi, Ascomycota, Sordariomycetes, Amphisphaeriales, Pseudomassariaceae. The record is from RefSeq and is a predicted model, not a curated record. Gene Ontology annotation, biological process: pectin catabolic process. The transcript has 4 exons.
AUGUCCCCUUUCGCUAAACUCUUGGCAUUGGCCUCUGUGCUGCCUGUAGCACUUGCCUGCCUAGGCUACGAGGGAGGUGUUCCUGUGGCCACUUCCAGCAAGACGAACUCAAAGGUCAUUGAGGUUGCAGCUGGUACUACCUACGAUGGAGGCUGGGCCAGGUAUGACCGUGGCUCAGGUGCUUGCAAUGAUCAGACUGAAGGAGGUGACGCAGACGCCGUCUUCCUCCUCCGUUCCGGUGCUACUUUGCAGAACGUCAUCAUUGGCAAGAACCAAGCUGAAGGUGUGCACUGUGACGGACCUUGCACCUUGAAAUUCGUCUGGUUCGAGGAUGUCUGCGAGGACGCCAUCACCAUCAAGAACGACAAAGCGGGUCAGGAAACUUGGAUCAUUGGCGGCGGCGCAUACCAUGCCAGUGACAAGAUUGUUCAGCACAACGGCUGUGGUACUGUCAACAUCAUCAACUUCUACGCCGAAGACUACGGCAAGGUCUACCGCUCAUGUGGCAACUGCAGCUCCCAAUGCAAGCGCAACGUCUACGUCGAAGGCACCACCGCUUACGGUGGCGGAGAGGUCGUUGGGAUCAACUCCAACUACGGUGAUACUGCCACGCUGAAGAACGUCUGCACUGACGCCGCGCACCCAUGUCAAAUGUACACUGGGUGUGCUGGUGGCUGCGAGCCUGUCAAAGCUGGAUACUGUUCUGGCUAA